Messenger RNA from Oryza brachyantha (malo sina), 1173 nucleotides. RefSeq lists its product as uncharacterized. Lineage: Eukaryota; Viridiplantae; Streptophyta; Magnoliopsida; Poales; Poaceae. The transcript is spliced from 5 exons. The record is from RefSeq and is a predicted model, not a curated record. Bases 185 to 907 code for a protein of 240 amino acids.
CCCACCCGUCGGCCGCGACGCGUCUCCUCCGUCUCCUCGCCUGCGCAGCCGCGCCGGCCGACGCCGACCAGCACCGAUCCCCGUCCCCGCGAGCAGCGGCUCGGGCCCGUCCCGAGCUGCUUCCGCCCAGUCCUCUCCGGUUCCUGCUCGUUUGGAUCAAGCCCGGUGGUUACGUUGCAACAGUAUGAGCUCUCCUGGUUUUGCAAGGAGGAUCCCAAAGAGGCGGCGGACUAACAAGUUGCCUGCACACCUUAAUCUGGACCUGAACUCACUCCCAGCUGAAGGAGCUGAUGACAGGGUAUCACCUUCUGGUAGUGCGCCUGUCGCACACACCCAGACUUCUGUUGUGGCUGUUGCUGGGACCUCACAGCUUUUGGUGCCAGCAGUUGUUCCGGCGCAACAAAUUGGAAUGAGUAGCUGUCCAAUUAUUGUGGACGACAUUGAUGAUGAUGUUGUGAUUACUUCAAGCUCGUUCCCUCAAGCGAGGCAGCAGGCUCCCAGGACAGAACCUGUUGUGACCAUAGAAGAUGAUUCUGAAACUACCCCAGGACAAGCAGGGGAUACAGUUGAUGAGCAUGUGGGUAUACUGCUAUCUCUGACUCUGGGCAGGUACCCCCGGCAUGAUCAUCUGAGCACCUCCAACAUCAGCACCAACACCGUGAUACAUAUAAUGGAGACACCUAGCGAUGCACUCCCUGAACCUGAGAAACCUGUUGCGAAGGAGCCAAAAUUCAACUGCCCUGUCUGCAUGAACGAGCUGGUUGAAGCGACGUCAACCAUCUGUGGUCACAUUUUCUGCAAGCUGUGUAUCAAGGCCUCAAUCCAGGCCCAGAAGAAGUGCCCUACCUGCCGGAGGAAGCUGACCAUGAACAACUUCCACCGCGUGUAUCUCCCUUUGGCGGAGUGAGCCGGAUUUCCACCAUUCUGGAAAGCAGCAUCCCUCCACCCAUCCCUGACUAUUGCCGCAUUGGCUUUCUGGUGGUUGUACCCGAGAAAAGGUUGACAUGCUUGCUAGCAUACAGUUUUGCUGCAGCAGUUUAACAGGUGUCGUACUGUUGUUGUAGUGUUGUUGGAUCGGUUAAAAGAAAUGUGGUUGUAUGUACUGUGGAAAUGAUCCAUGCUGUUACGGGCUUCAUGUGCCCUUUAAAAUAUGAAAGGUCUAGAUUUUGGGUA